CGUCGAGUAUGCGCCUGCACAAGUUCGUCGGGGCCGGAGACCGCUCGGGAGGGCGUUCCGGGCUGCGAGGCCGAGGGCUGAGACCCGGGAGGCCUGAGGACACGCUCGGGCCCCGCGCCUCUUCGCUGCACUCUGGACCCCGCUCCCGGGGCGCCCUCCCCACCGUGCGCCCAGGCCUGCGCCAUGCGCCCCAGGGGCGUGCACAGCUUCGCGCUGGAGCUGGCGCGGGGCCCGGCAGGCGCGUACCGCCGCGGGGAGAUGGCGGCGCGCGUGGGGGCGGCCACGCACUGGCUCCAGGGCCGAAGCGUAGGUGUCAACGCGGGGUCCAGCGACUACGCGGCCGCCGCCGCCGAGACGUAUCUGCAGCGGCGGCAGCUGCUCCUCCAAGACACAGGAGAGACUACGACGCUGCCUCCUGGGUGCCAUGAGUUCCCAUUCAGCUUCCAGCUGCCCCCGACCCUAGUGACUUCUUUCGAGGGCAAACACGGCAGUGUCCGAUACUGCAUCAAGGCCACCCUGCACUGCUCCUGGGUCCCUGCCUGCCAGGCAAGGAAAGUGUUUACUGUCAUUGAGCCGGUGGACAUCAACACACCUGCUCUGCUGGCCCCUCAGGCAGGAGCGCUGGAGAAGGUUGCCCGAUCAUGGUAAAGUAACCGUGGCCUGGUCUCCCUCUCGGCCAAAAUCAACCGCAAGGGCUACAUACCAGGUGAGGUGAUCCCCGUCUUUGCUGAGAUUGACAAUGGCUCCACACGCCCAGUGCUGCCUCGGGCAGCGGUCAUUCAGACACAGACCUUUGUGGCUCGAGGUGCCUGCAAGCACAAGUGAGCAGUGGUGGCCAGCCUUGCAGGCAAGCCUGUGGGCCCUGGACAGCAGGCACUGUGGCAGGGCUGGGCACUUCAGAUACCCCCUGUGGGUCCUUCCAUCCUGCGCUGCCACGUGCUGCAUGUGGGCUACUCCCUCAAGGUCUGCGUGGACAUUCCAGGCACCUCCAAGCUGCUCUUAGAGCUGCCACUGGUCAUCGGCACCAUUCCCCUGCACCCUUUCAGCAGCUGCUCCUCCACCGUGGGCAGCCGUGCAAGCUUCCUGCUGGACUGGAGGCUGGGGGCCCUGUCAGAGCAGCCUGAGGCCCCUCCCGAGUACUCAGAGGUGGUAGCAGAUGACGAGGUGGCAGUCACAGAGCAGAGCCCUUUCCCGCUACCACAGGAUCCUGACCUGAUAUUCGAAGGCCCUUUCUUCGCCUACAUCCAGGAGUUCCGCUCCUGCCCACCACCCUUGUACUCCGAGGAGGACCCAAACCCACCCUGAGAGGCCAUGAGACCACGCUGAGUGACCUGCUGAGGGGCAAGCUGAUACCUUGAGGGAUGAGGCUACAUAUGUGCUUCCAGCCACCAUGGACACAAGGAGUGGCUGGAUCAAGAGCAGCCCAGGCUCCCUGCACUGAAGUUCGGGAAACCGAAUAUUGGAACAGGACAGAGCUGUCCCGACAUCCGCUGGACAGGAAGAGCCAGACUGGUCCUCAUUAGGCAUCAGAUGGCCAGAGCAGGACCCAAGGGACUGUUCAACCUGUCUAUGCCUGCCUGUGGGCAGAGCUGAUGUUCCCCAGGAACCUCCAGUCUGGGGGCAACACAGCCACACAGAACUACUUCCGUUCUCAUGGGACCAGAAGAAGGGGUCAGGGGCUGGGAGAGUCCCAAAGGGGGAACACAGAAGACUUUCUGGGGGAAGGGCAUUUUAGCUGAGGCUUUGGCAUAUGAAUAAGAGCUUAGCAGGCAAGCGAGGAGCAAGAAGGCAGAGAAGGUCAGAGCUGAGUGAUGUUUGAAGACUGCCCCCCUUCAUCUUAGAACUGGGGCUCAGAGGACAAGUGCGCCAAACUACAAGGUCCGGCAGGUGACAUGGCCCAGGAUUGAGGCACUCACGGAAGCAGGUCAUUGGAACUAUGUGGGGCCUAUGCGCGUCAGGAGCAAUAGCUCCAGCCUUUGAAGGCUUGGGAAGCCAGAGAUUCCAGGCCCAGGCUAGAACUGCUUGGGCUCCUCCAAGUACUACAGGACCUGAGACUUCCUGGGUGUUAUGUGGUGCUGAAAAUCCAGUUUCAAUGCAUGAUAAGACUGGCUAUAUAACUUGGAAAAAGAAAACGUAAGGCUCCUUGUUCAAAGAUUUUAAGAAUUUCAAGACAGUAACAACAGAACAUUCAGCCAGACCCCGGGGACAGAGAUCAGCCAGAGGUGACACAGGGCUGGUGAGCUUUUGGAGACCCCUGAGUUCGGGAGGGAUAAAGCAUGAGGGGCAGCUGGGCAAGCCUCCCAACUGCAGAGGCCCAGCCGUGGCUGGGCCAGGACCCCCGCAUGGGUCUCAGCAUUUCUGAUAAGCCUUGAAUUGUUAUCUUUCUGAGAACACAUUGUAAUGUACAAAUUAAAAAAAAAAUAAAAGUCUAGAACAAA
Manis pentadactyla (Chinese pangolin) is the source of this 2438-nucleotide messenger RNA. It is a transcript of the gene ARRDC2, whose product is annotated as arrestin domain containing 2. The record is from RefSeq and is a predicted model, not a curated record. Gene Ontology annotation, biological process: protein transport. Gene Ontology annotation, cellular component: plasma membrane; cytoplasm. Lineage: Eukaryota; Metazoa; Chordata; Mammalia; Pholidota; Manidae.